CUUCUCUUCUGCCUCCGGCUGCCAGGGGAGCGAGCUGGGGGGAACAGAGAGCGGAGGGCGGCGGCGGCAGCAGCAGCAGCAGCAGAAGCCGCCGAGCCAGGAACCGGCCCCGUCGAACAAGCGCCCAGCCGAGGGAGCUGCGGGGCUGCCGCUGCAGGUGGUUCCACCACGAGGGCGGCGGCUGCCCAGGCUCCUCUGGGGGCUGCCUGGGGCGGGUUCCGACUACUCGCCCCCCAGGAAAAGCCCGGACUAUCACAGGUCCGCCUGGACGUAAGCAGAGCCGCAGACUAUUCCAUUCGGGUUUGGUCCGCCUGCAAACUCCGGAUCCGCUCUGGAGGUGGCGGGGAGAGGGCGGGGAGUAAGGAUACGCUGAACGCCGCCGCCUGACAGGCGCCGAGAUCCCCUCCGGGAUGGAAGGAACCCACCUGGUGAGCAAACCCGUCGUGGACAAGAAUUGAUCCACACACCAUCCCUCGGGGCUCCGGAGAGACUCCAGAUUUGCCUAAGGAGGCCGAGAAGGGAUUGGUCGGAAGCCGAGAGAGGCGGAGAGGGGAGGAGAGAAAGAGAGAUCCACGAGCAUCACUUCUGGCAAGAGAUCUGCCAGAUCCGAGAUCUUACUCGGCGGCUGAAGCGGUGAAGAGAGCUAAGAAGGGUGAGGCGGGACCCCGUCGCGUCUGACCGCCGAAUCCUCACCAGGAAGACCGGGGGAGAUGAGCCACCGCGCUCGGACUCUAGUGGAUUCCAGAUCCUUUGGGGACAGCCGGCUCGGAACGUGGCAGAUCCGGAAGGAUACCAGCUAAGCUUGCGCCCCGUCGAACUGCGAGAGAAACUUCGCUUGGGACCCAAGGCUGCACUUUCAGGACAGGAGAGGACAGUUGCCGCCCCACGGUGCCCCUUGGGGACCAGCGACAUGUGAUCCUGCGGACAGAUCAACGAGAUCCUCUCCGACCCACCGACUGCUUGACAGCGACUUCCCCGGAGCAGGAAGAGGAGCCGAGGGGUAUCCGAGCCCCUCCGAUGCAAUGGCUAGUUAGCAGGCUCCACCCGCUGAGAUCCCAGAAAACGACUGGAUCGCCAGCGUCCUUCGCCGCCAUCCAUGCAGACCCUGGAAGAUCCCGCCUAGAUCCUCGAUUGGCUGGCGCCGUGACAGUCCAGAGACACCCCUCUGGUCCCUUCCCUCCCCCAGCUGGGCUCUAGCUUGGGACCCUGGCUGUUCCUACACCCUCCAGGUGUGGGGCAGCCUGAGUGCACCGGGCAAAGGGGUGACACCGUCCAGAAAUGCCCUGGGUGGUCUUUGGUCUGCUGUUGGUGCUUCUUCGAGGGUCGAGGGCUCUGCAGAGGGCAGAGCUGUCUGAAUGUUUUAUGGUGAAUGGGGCCGAUUACCGGGGGACACAGAACAGAACCUCUCCCGGGAGCACGGGGCGGCCCUGCCUCUACUGGAACCAGACGCGAGAGCAUGCCUACAACACCGCCAAGUACCCCAACGGCGAAUGGGGCCUGGGCAGCCACAACUAUUGUCGCAACCCGGACGGGGACGUACAGCCCUGGUGCUACAUCUCGGAGAACGAGGAAGGCAUCUACUGGAAGUAUUGUGACAUCCCGACCUGCCACAUGCCAGGUUACGUCGGCUGCUUCUUAGAUUCUGGGACCCCACCAGCCCUGAGUGGGAGCAGCGGCACCUCCACCAAGCUUACAGUGCAAGUCUGCCUCAGCUUCUGCCGCAAGCGGGGCUAUAAGUUUGCUGGCGUAGAGGCUGGUUAUGCCUGUUUCUGUGGCCACGAAGGGGAUGUCCGACGUAGCCAGCCAGUGAGUGCCGUGGAAUGCGACCAAGUCUGCUUUGGCAAGUCCAGCGAGUUGUGUGGAGGAGAUGGCCGGAUUGGCAUAUACAAUGUAUCCAUGGGUGCCUGCCAGGGAAACUUCAGCGAUCUCUCUGGAGUGAUUUACUCUCCGCAGUUCCCGGAUGACUACGAAGCCGACAGCAACUGCAGCUGGUCCCUGCACCCCCUGGGCUGUGAGUCCGUGGAGGUCACCUUCCGGAUCUUUGACGUGCAUGACCCCAACGACCGCCUGGAGCUGUGGGAUGGACACAGCAAUCUCUUGCUGGCUCAGUUUGACGGACGCCGGAGGCCGGGGGCUCCCCUGCUGUUCCCCACCGACCACCUGCUCCUCUCCUUCCAUUCGGAUCAGCUCCUGCAAGCCCAGGGCUUUGCCAUCUUGUACAGAGGAGUGAAAGGUCCCCCUAUCAACGGAGCCCGGUCUGAUUUACGAACCCUACCGGGUGACGGAUCCCGUCUCAUCCCAACCUCCUCCGAUUGGUUGAACUCCACCUGGACCUACAGCGCCAAUGACUCUGCCAUUGGGGUAGGAGCUUGGGUGAUGUACACAGCUACAGGGACCUUCAUCCUAGCCAUCCUCAUCAUCUCGUACCAUCUACGCAAGAGGACCUGCCUUUUUGUGCAAAAGAAGACUGGCAGCUCUCUGGGCCCUUUCUCCUCCAAAGGCCCUCGAAGCCGCUGCCAGUGCCUUGGGGGCGAGGCAUGGGCCGUGGCCUACCGCCACACCCGUGUCGUGAUCUGCACCACGCGUGGCGCCCCGCACCACCGCCCCUUGCGCAACGGGGGCGGGGUUGCCGGGGACGACGAGGCCUCCUCAGACUGCUCAUGCCUGUGCCACAGUUACGAGAACCUUUCGUCCACCAACCAGUCCUCUCUCAAAUCUCUCAUCUCCACCAUCUGAGGCCAUGCGAACCUUAUAACUUCCACCUUCGCCCCUGUCAUGACCAGCUCCCUUUCUACUGCCAGAUCCCUGGAGCAGAACUUCCUUAGUUUGCUAGGAACCAAGAGACCAACCUUCUAAGCAUAUGCUCUCCGGGUGGGAGGCAGGGGAGCCGGAAUUUAAUGGAAGCCAAUGCACCAUUUGGCACAGAUAAGAACGUUCUGGAGAAACUGAAAGUUGUUUUGACAGCAGGAACUUGUGUAGCAACAUUGCCUAAACAACCUUCUCUGGGCCAGGAGAGUACUGAGGUGGUGAGAAUCCUAUUGCCACAUCCCUUUGGGGGAGACAUCUGUGCCUUCUUUGAAGCUGGGAUUUCCCCUGGGGUUUUGUAAACCUUGCCCGUGGGACAAAGAGUUUUGGUGGAAGUCUCCCAUCGUGGCAGGAUUCAUACCUGCAUGGAAUUUAGGACUGUGUGACAGGAGAGAUGCGUUCUCUAUAACACAUGGAAGUUCAGGCAGCUCUCAGGUUCACGUUUUGUGCGACGCCAAGGCCUGGGAAUGGUGAGAUCCUGGCUGCAUCCUCAAAGAGGUUGGAGCGGGGAAAGCCUUCAGUUCCACAGGCUCAUCCGUGGAUGCUGAAUUGGGGCGGGGGGGGGGCAGGGAAUGGUGGUAUUCGUGUGCAGAUCCCAUUACCGGUGUCACUUUGGGGACAUUUGGGUGCAAACAGAGGCCACGGGGCACUUGAAAGACUUUUCACUUGGCUACACGGGUGUACAAAGACACACCAAAAAAGAACAGGGGAGAUCAAAACCAGCCCCCUUGCCUGUUGUGUCCCAGAGCCGCACGAUGGAUUUUGGAGCAUAAAACCUUCAUUAAAUUAUUUUCAUAUCGGUAA
This is a messenger RNA of Podarcis muralis (Common wall lizard), 3609 nucleotides long. It is a transcript of the gene KREMEN2, whose product is annotated as kringle containing transmembrane protein 2. The record is from RefSeq and is a predicted model, not a curated record. Gene Ontology annotation, cellular component: plasma membrane. Gene Ontology annotation, biological process: multicellular organism development. NCBI's taxonomy places the organism in Eukaryota, Metazoa, Chordata, Lepidosauria, Squamata, Lacertidae.